Messenger RNA from Dictyostelium discoideum AX4, 1776 nucleotides. It is a transcript of the gene fslF, whose product is annotated as G-protein-coupled receptor family protein. Bases 1 to 1776 code for a protein of 591 amino acids. Gene Ontology annotation, molecular function: G protein-coupled receptor activity. Gene Ontology annotation, cellular component: membrane. Gene Ontology annotation, biological process: G protein-coupled receptor signaling pathway. Lineage: Eukaryota; Evosea; Eumycetozoa; Dictyosteliales; Dictyosteliaceae. The transcript has 2 exons. The record is from RefSeq and is a predicted model, not a curated record.
AUGAAAAUUUUAAUAAUUUUUAUUAUUUUUAUUAUUAGUUAUAUUAGUGGAUUUGAAAUACCAAAAGGAUUUGGAAUUGGAUUAGUUAUACCAGAUGCAGAGUGUUUAAAUUAUAUAGGAGAUCCAAUUGACCAGCAAUUAUGUAAUAGUAAAUUACAAAAUAAUGGUGAUAGAAUUUAUACAACCACAAAUUCACAAAUAGAUUCACAAACAAACAUAAAGAAAUCAUUUGAAGCAAUAACAUUUUUACAAGAUCAAUGUAAAGAUUUAUUAUUUGCUCAAUUUGGAAUCUGUGAUAUUUAUUUGGCACCAUGUAUUGAAGUAACUUUAACCCCAUUGAAAAGUAUAUCUUUGCCACAAAGAUUUUGCAAAUCAGUAUGUGAUAGAAUGGUUUCAAAUUGUCCAAGACUUGAAGAGCAAAUGGAUUGUUCAAAUUCAUUUUUAUUUCCAGAGAUUGGUACAUUUUAUGAUCUAUCACCAUAUGGUUAUACUAUUGAUAAUGGUACCUUUGCAGUUCCAUGUUCAGAUCCUACUAUUUUUUUUAAUCAAGUUUCAAGUAAUUCUAGUUUUAUUGAAAUUUGUCCAUCUCCGUUACUGUUGAAGAAUUCAAGUGAUCCAGAAUAUGCCGCUAAUAAAGGAUAUUCAUAUCUUUCACCAUCAAAUUGUGUACUCCCAUGUCCUGUUCCAAAUUAUUCAAACCAAAAAUGGGAUCAACUUUUAACAAUGUCAAAAAUUUUAUCAACAAUUAGUUUUAUUUUAUCUUUAUAUAAUGUUUUAACAUUUGGAAUAAUAAAUAAAAAAGUAUCAGAUCCCCAUAAAUGUACAUGUUUUUUCUCUGGUUCAAUUGCAUUGGUUAAUCUGUGUGAUAUCAUUACCUAUGGUAUUGGCUAUGAAGAACUUUUAUGCCCAGAACCUGGAAGAAGUGCCAAACAACAACUUGAUCCAGUUUGUGGUCUAACGGGUGCAUUUUUUCACCUUGGCAUUACUUAUUGUGUGUUAUGGUCAAUGACAAUGGGUCUUGUUCUUUAUUGUAGCGUUAAACGUCAGAAAUGGUUUAAGUUCAAUUAUUUCUUAAUUGGUAAUACUACCUUUACAAUUACUACUGUUGUUAUCGCUGCUGCAACUUCCAAAUUCGAAGCUGGUUUAGGAUCUAUUGAGUGUUGGAUUAGAGAUAGAUGGUAUGCUAUAUCUUUAUUCUGGAUUCCUUGUGGUAUUGCCUUAUUAAUUGGUUCUUUUUGUAUUAUUGCUGUAAUCCAUGAAGUUUAUAAAACAUCCAAAAAAUCUAUUAGUAAUAGAAAUGAUUUACUACAAAGAGAAUUAAAACCUCUUUUAAUUGUUAUAUUUAUUUCAGGAUCAUUUUUAUAUCUUUUUAUAUUCUUUUUUGAUAUUGAAAGAAAAUUUGGAGGAUAUAGAUCAGCUGUUGAAGAUUAUGUUUUAUGUUUAUUAAAUGGAAGCCAAGAAGAAUGCUUCACAACCGGACCAAGCUAUGUUCCUUAUUUUUUAUUUUAUUUGGUUAUUAGAUGGUUUGGAAUUAUAUUUUUUUUAUUCUAUGGUACAUCUAAUAUUGCAAGAAAAAUUUGGGUUCAAAAUAAAAUCUGGAAAAGUAUUAGUUCCUCAAUUUCUCCAAAAUCAACACCAAAAUCCAGUCCUAAAAAUAGUGAUUCUAAAAUUAAUAGUAAUAGUACAAAUAAUAACAAUAUGAUUUUAAAUGAUAACAAUGAUAAAAAUCUAAAUGAAAAGAAAGCAGUUGAAUUAGAAUCAAUUAAAAUUAAUUAG